Ooceraea biroi (clonal raider ant) is the source of this 1807-nucleotide messenger RNA. Its product is annotated as ubiquitin-like protein 7. Gene Ontology annotation, cellular component: cytosol. The record is from RefSeq and is a predicted model, not a curated record. Gene Ontology annotation, molecular function: polyubiquitin modification-dependent protein binding. Gene Ontology annotation, biological process: ubiquitin-dependent protein catabolic process. NCBI's taxonomy places the organism in Eukaryota, Metazoa, Arthropoda, Insecta, Hymenoptera, Formicidae.
ACUCCAGCAUCCCCUUAAUACGUAGACAUACUAAAUAUUAAAAAAGAUUUUCACAAAUCUAGUUCGUUUGAGGGCGCCACCUUCCAAACUUGAAAACUCGGAAUUAGCAUUCGCGACUAUGUUCGCAAGAAGAAGCGGGGUAUUACUCAUGUUGACAUCGAGAAAGUUAAAGAGCAACGAUCAAGAAGAGUACGUGUAAUUUGAGAACGUUAAGUCCUUUAAAUUAGUCCAUCCAAUUAUGAUGACCAUGGAGUUGCUGCUCGCGGUGCAAAUAAAUUCCGAAAUGACGAUGCCGAUCACAUUGAGCAGCGUAAAUUUGAAAACGAAAAUAGAGGAAUUAAAGCGAGAAGCUGCCGAGAGGUGGAACUUGCCAAAGGAUUCGCUGGAAUUUAUUUACUGCGGACUCAUACUGGAGGAUGACGCAACAGUGGAAUCCACUGGCCUGAAGAACGGGUCAAUGAUACACGCACUAAAAAAGAAGGAGCCAGAACUAUCAGCUUUAAAUAAAUUUAUCUCAGAGGACUCCAUUUUACAGCUUACAUCGGCAUUUAGGUCUUUCAAUGAGACUCCAGCGUUUAGAAGUGCUUUGCAUCGUUUGAGCAAACGGCCAGAAGUGAUAGACAAUAUUAUUUCCUCCUCCCCCGGAUUAUACGAGGAUUCCGUCGCCAUUGCUAUGUUACUGGAUGCCGAUUUAAUGGCACACUUUACGAACGUUGAUACUGUGAGAAGGAUUGCAACGCUGCAUCCGACGUUGAUCGAAGCAGCGCAGAAUAUCGCGGCUGCCGUGCACGAGGAGGCACACAACGUGGCGUCGAGCGGCUCCUCCAGCGGUAGUUCGGUGGCCAGCUCGCAGCCCGCCAGCGCGCGUUCCUACAGCGUCGACAACAUGACCCUCGAGGAGGAAAUGGCGCGCGAUAUCGCUCACUUUUUCGCCACGCAAUCCAAUAACGAUAACAAUAGCCUACGUUUUCCGAGCGUCCAGCCGGUCGCGAAUUCGCAAGCGUCGCAACGGCCACCGGACAAUCCGCACUCAUCUUCCGCGUCCGGUGGCGCUAACCAGUCCGCCGUGUCUGCCAAUCAGAGCCAGAGUACCGGCGUUAUCACUCCUCAGAUGUUCAUGGAAGCGAUGAGACAAGCUGCGCUGGCGACCAACGUGAAUCCGGUACAGCAGGCGUCUCCCGCGGCUUCGUUGUCGCCGAUAUUGCCGACGUUCUCGCCGCCGGUCACCGAUCUCCAGCGGCAGCUGGCGCAGAUGCACGAGAUGGGUCUCCAGGACGACACGGUGAACAUUCAGGCGCUGCAGUUCACCAACGGGGACGUGCAGGCAGCGAUCGAACUUGUGUUCAGUGGUUUCGGUGAUAACUAAUGGACGUGAAUAACGAUGGGACGAGGGGUAGUUCUCGUAAGUGAUCAGAAUUACGUCUCGGAAUCUUUAGGAUUCGGUUUGGAUGUCCCCACGACAUUCUGUGUUCCUGAGGCAGAUGUAUGUAAAAUAUGAGAAUGUGUUCAAGCCGCUCGUGAAAUUGUUCUGUUCGUUUGUAAAGCAAUUUUAUCUUUUAUAUGAGUUUUGUGCAAUAUAUGGUGUAAAUAUGGUGUAACGACUCGCCGCUAUUGUCGCCCAACAAUGUGACGGGGUCUAUCUGUAAAAAGAACUUUUUCAUCUUUCAAGAAACCGUUCAGAGACUCUUAUUCGAAUUUUUCAGACCAGGUGUAUUUGCGCGGAAGAAUGAUGAGAAAGUAGGAUAGUGAGAAAGAUAAGUAUUAUACAUCGAGAAAAUUAUUUAAUAAAAUUGUAUAAAUUGCUUAA